CAAUUUCGAACAAAACAAUCUUGUAGAAAUUAAUAUGAGUUUGAGUCUUUCAAACUGGCUCUUUCAUUAAAGGCUAAUUGAAAUUUUUGAUAUUAUUCUUUUAAAAAUUUUAGUAUGGAAAACCUUAAUGAAACUACAAAUAAAAAUUCUUUAUUAGAAAUGAAAAUGAGAUCAAAAAAUAUUAUCAAUUCAAUGAAUAAUAAAAGACAAUGGACAAAUGAAAAUAGAUAUGAGGAAAAUAAUAAAAAUCAAAUAAAUAAAUUUGUUUCAACAGAACCAGCAAUUUUAGCAGUUGAAAAAAAUAGUUAUAUACUUUGGAUUUUAACACCUUUGGCUGCCAGCUUUUCAGUUAUUAUGAUUAUAGCUGCUUUAGCUGGUCCUGUAUGGUUAAUAACUGAAGAAAGAUUAAUUGGACCAAAUUUAAAAUUGGAUAAAGAAGGAUCUACUAUGUCUAAAUGUACUAAAUCAAGUUUAUGGAUAAUAUGCUCUGCAAUACUUAAUAAUUCAACAAAUUGUAGCUUUCAAUCAGUUCAAGAUGCCGAAAGCUAUAGCUGCAUGAAAAUUGAUUACUUUCCAAAGGAGGAAUACAGAGCUGAUGCACAUGAUUCCACUUCUGCUAUUCCUUACACAAUAAUCAAUUCAUGUCCAUUCUUUUUAACUUCUGGAGUAAUGUUAAUUAUAUCAUUUGUGGUAUUUUUAAUUCCAACAAUUUUCUAUCAAAACAAUUUAUACUAUUUUACAGCUGGAAUAUUAUUCAUUGUGUCAGGGUUACUAAUGCUAAUUGGUUUAAUUGUUUACAUCUCAAUAUUUAAAUCUGAAAUAGGAUCAAAAUUACGUUCCAAAUCUGUAUUUGAGCCACCAAUUUUUAAAUUUGCAUACGGACAAAGUUUUUUUAUAUAUGUUUUCGGAUUUAUUUUUACAGAAUUUGUAGGACUUUUGAACAUUUUUUUAUAUAUAAGUUUGCUAGAGCUAAAAAAUAAUGAGAAAAAAUUGCCAUGCUGGUCAUUUAUUGCUUUUUAUCCAAAAAGUAAAAAUUCUUCAAGAACUUGUCGAAAACUUGAUCCAGAAUUUGUUUGUAAAAAACAUGCCAUUCCAAUUAAUUUACUUUUUGAUAGUGACACAGGUAAAAGAUAUUACUUUGAAAAAUUGAAAAGAAUUGAACAUGAUUCACAGAAUUUGGCUAAAAGUCUUAAUCAAUUAUAUACCGAGCCAGCACCAUGUUUUUCAAAUUUUGAUUUAUCGUUACAUAAAGGAUCUCCAUUAACACGUAGUGUAUCAACAACAACUGAAAUAUUUUCAGAAAAUAAAAAAAUGGAAUCAACAAAAUCCUAUGGAAAUGUUACUGGAAAUGAUUACUGUGGUUUUCCUUCAGAAAUUUCUCGUGGAAUACGAAAAACUAAAGAUGAUAUAAUAAAUGAAUUUUUCAAAAGAACUGGAGUUAAACCAAAAUCAAAGAAUAUAUACUUUAUUGAAAAUCCAACAGAGAAUUCAGAAGAAAAUAUUUUUCUAGUUGAUAAUUAUUCAAAAAUAAAAAAAAAUCAAUACUCAUUAAAAGAUUUGUCUAUCAUUGAUUCGAAUGCAUCAUUGAAAAAUCAUUAUGAAAAAUCUCAUAUUAAAAGUUUUACUAGUUUACAUCAACGUGAUAUAAAAGAUGUAAAUAAAUAUAAUGAUUUUUACUUUUCAAAAGGUGGAUAUUAUAAUGAUGCCAUACAUCAAAGUCAAACUUUACCGAGAUCUUUUAUGAAAAAAAAUUAUGAAGAAAAUCAAAAUUAUGCUUAUUCACAAGAAAAUUCAUUAGAUUUACAUAAUAAAAUGAGACUUAAUGUAUCAAAUAAAGAACUUUGUAAAUCAUGUGAAGAUAUGGAAUUCUCAUAUGGAAAAAGAAGAUCAAUAGCUACUAUACAAUGGCCACAAGCUAUUCCAGUAUCACCAAGUUAUUCAAUUAAAUCUUCAAAUUUUUAUAAUCGAAUUCCUUCAGGUGAACAUAAAAAGCCCAGGAAUUUCAUACCAUAUUUCAAUAAUAAUUAUGAAUUAUCAAACGUUAUGACAAAUGAAUCAUUUGACCUUGAUCAAAUCGAAAAAGACUGCAGAGUAUCACAUGCAAACUUAUUCAAUGAGGGAAAUUAUGAUACCAUCAACGGAACUCAAGUUUAAUGAAGUUAUUAGAGCAAAAAAUUCCUCUAAGGA
This is a messenger RNA of Condylostylus longicornis, 2187 nucleotides long. RefSeq lists its product as uncharacterized. NCBI's taxonomy places the organism in Eukaryota, Metazoa, Arthropoda, Insecta, Diptera, Dolichopodidae. The transcript has 8 exons. Gene Ontology annotation, biological process: neurotransmitter receptor internalization; neurotransmitter receptor transport, postsynaptic endosome to lysosome; transmission of nerve impulse. Gene Ontology annotation, cellular component: postsynaptic density membrane; AMPA glutamate receptor complex. Bases 115 to 2154 code for a protein of 679 amino acids. Gene Ontology annotation, molecular function: channel regulator activity; voltage-gated calcium channel activity. The record is from RefSeq and is a predicted model, not a curated record.